AACUUUGAUCAACUCCCCGUAAGUCUUGGUAUUCCGAGUUUUUCGAGAUGGUCUACUUUCCUGAAAGAAAAGCAUACGCCCUCUUCCAAGCGCGGAGCUGGCCGCGUAAAAUGCGCGCGCGUCACGUUGUAUGAACGCAAAGUUACGCUCCAACAUGCUGGUACGAUACAAACUACAUGUAGGCCUACUCACUUUUUUUCUCAAAGCAACGGGUGUUUAGUUACUGAGAUUUCAUCUUCAAGUGUCUCGGAGCUACGUCAUGCUAACCACAUUCUGUGCGUUAUCAAGACCUAAAUUGAAGUCUAGAGUUUGGAUUUGGACAUUCCUUUUUGCAGCUACUUUUAUCCGCGUAAAUUUGGCAAAUCAAUUCAAAGAGGCAAUAUGGCUGACACCUCAGGAGUCCAGCAUAGAUAUGCAGUGUAAGGCGGACCUGCUCAAACGCUACCAGCCGCAGAUAACUACAAGUUGGUUCAAAGAUGACACGGUGGUCGUACCCACCGCGCGACUGGAGUUGGACCACCUGGACACGCUGCGCAUCACCGGCCCAGUCCCCGAGGAUCACGGCCUGUAUGCUUGCCGAGUCUCGUACUGGGACACGGUCGUCACUACCAACGAAAUACGGGUACACGCGGGACUUCCGGGCCGAACACUUGGUGAAUCAUCCAUCUGGAUAGCUCAGAACAACGAUAUCGUAGGAGUGUCUAACGUCUGGGCAAUAUCCAUCAUGUCAACUACUGUCAUCGGCAUCAUAUGGCUUUUCAUAGUAGUAAUACUCAGGCUCAAAAGAUGCAGAUGUUGUGGCAAGGAUUACGAGCUGCUGGCGUCCGGCGCCAACUGAUGAUACGGGAGGCAGCUAAAAGUGAAACCGACGAGUCCCUCCCGCUCAAUAUCUGUGAACGACAACCGUGGCGGCGCUACACAGAGAAUUCUGGCGUAUAGUUGCAGUUGCAGACAUAUUAAAUGUACAGGGGUAUAUCUCAUAUCGAAAUAGCUAUGUGUACCUUGGCAAGGUUAUGAAGUAAUGAGAUCGAACGCAGAUGGUCGAGUAAAACUCAGUUUUAGCAGUAGCACGCACGUACAAUCCAAUUAAAAGAUUAAUUAAACAAAUGCAUGCCUUUUUUUGAAGACUGGAAUAAAACGGGACAGUUUGGUAUUUUGUUUGCUACUAUAUACAGACAAUUAUUUUUAUUAUCAAAAUAUAGCAUCAUCAAAUAGACUGUUGCAAUGAUAUCACGAAAGGUCACUUCGGGUUGCAGAAACACUGACAGCAAAUAUACAGAUCAUUGUAUUAUCAAGUAUAUAUAUAUAUCAAAUAUAGCAUUAUCAGUUAGACUUCUAACAAUAUUCUCACAGGAACAGUUAAACUAAUCAGCAUUAUUUUUCACAACACUGACGGUAAAAGUUUUCAAUAUUGUAUUUUUUUUUCUUCAUCAUAAUAUACAUACAAAGUUCAAUUCAUGAAUGUAUACAUGUAAAAAUAUUGCAUAACUAUAUUUCAUAAAUCAUUAUCUUAUAAAUCUGCAAGGCACACACAUACAAGUGUAUUUUACAAGAAAAAAAAGGACAAGUCCAUUUGCAGUAAAAAAACAAACAGUUAUAAAAACAGCCUGACAAAGAAUGAAACUGCCCUGAUACAUGUAGGUAAGCCUCGUACAUUUCCUCAUUAAUAAUACAAAUAAUCAAAUUGAAAGGAUCUCAAACGUACAAGAAUUAUUGCUCACUUCAGUCAUAUUGUCAACUGAAAGACACUCAUUUAUGAACCCAUCGAUUGCAUAUUCGAAACAGCUAUAUGGGGGUUGAUAUUUUGCCAUAUAUACAGUUUAUAUGAACAUGCUCAUAAAA
Molecule: messenger RNA, 1842 nt
Organism: Patiria miniata (bat star)
Lineage: Eukaryota; Metazoa; Echinodermata; Asteroidea; Valvatida; Asterinidae
Exons: 5
Coding region: 260-838 (192 amino acids)
Source: RefSeq, a predicted model, not a curated record